Messenger RNA from Procambarus clarkii (red swamp crayfish), 3203 nucleotides. RefSeq names its product extra spindle pole bodies like 1, separase (gene Sse). Gene Ontology annotation, molecular function: cysteine-type endopeptidase activity. Gene Ontology annotation, biological process: meiotic chromosome separation; proteolysis. The record is from RefSeq and is a predicted model, not a curated record. NCBI's taxonomy places the organism in Eukaryota, Metazoa, Arthropoda, Malacostraca, Decapoda, Cambaridae. Gene Ontology annotation, cellular component: mitotic spindle; centrosome; nucleus.
UGACACCAAAUUCAAAACAUCGCGGCCGCCUUCAAGACUAUCUCAGGGAACCCGUCGCCCUCUCCUCAUACUCUCACGUGACGGCCUCCACACCUCUUUACAACUCAACUUUUCAGCUCGUGUGUGAGCUGCACAACUCGCACACGAAAUGGCUACAUCAAUAGAAACCUUAACUAGCACCAUUUUAGCAAAGAUUGGGGCCUCAUCGCUAACAGAGAUGGCAUCAAUCAUACCAAGUGCUCUGACCACAGAUGUCAAUAUUAUGGCAGGUAGAAGGGAAUUAGAGGAAGGGAAAAUGGAGGAUGCCUUCCACCAGUUGUCCCUUUCACAUUCAACGCUGCUCCACCAUCGCAUGGCCCAGCGACUCCACAAGCCCAGUCUAGGUAACAAAGAAGGUGAAGAAAGUGGAGAUGUCAUUACUCGUGACACCCUGGAAGAUGAGAAAGUUACAUUAUCCACCACUGCCAAGGAUGAAACUGUGAACCAUCUGCGGAAGCUUCCUUCAGAGUGGACAGUAGUUCAAAUGACAACUCAGAGCGUGGGUGAGCAUAACUUUCAGAAGAUUGGCUCCCACCCUCCCACGCCUGGGUUAUACAUAUCCCGCUGCACAUGUGGUCCGCUCCCGACCAUAACUGUCCAGGCAGUGGCAGCACCUAAAGACAAGGGAGUACGAGGUAUCAGGCAGGAGGUGGAGCUUAUCAAAGAAGAAAACAAAAUUAUCAGCAAGGACUACCGUGACCAGCAGCAAAAAUACUUCACUAAGAGAGAAGAACUGAAUAACAGGCUUAAGUGUGUAGUCAGGAGUAUGGAGGUGGCUUGGCUACGACAUUGGUCCUGUUUGCUAACAGGCUCUCUUGACAUUCGUGACCAACUCCUUCUGGAAGAGAGCACCACUCGUAUACUUGCUAAUUGCAAGAUUUCCCUUACAGACACACAAAAGCAACUGUUGCAGUGCAUCAUUACCUGUCCAAUACCACCAGAAAAGACUACAGGCUUCGAACUUGGCAUGAACAUCAAUGUGCGUGCAAGCAUUGCAGCUUUGUUCCAUGAAUCGGUGAGAAGUGAGCGUAUCAAAGAUCUUUAUGCAGCCAUUCAGAAAGAGGAAGGAACUUUGAGUCGAUUGCAACGAGCUCAGAGAAAUCCAGUUAUUCUCAUACUGGACAAGAGCAUUGUUUCACUACCUUGGGAGAUGAUGUGGGUGUUACAAGAUCAGCCAGUGACUAGGAUGCCAAGUCUUCGUAUGUUGACCCUGUUGUAUCAGCAUCACUCUUGCCGAAGCACGAGUGUACUAGUUCAAGGUGUUGACUCAAGCAAAGGCUUUUAUAUGUUGGAUCCAGAUAACAACUUGCCAAGAACACAAGAGCGUUUGAAGCCUGUGUUUGACGAGACUGGCUGGCCAGGCAUUACUGCUCGCAGACCGACUCAUGAAGAGUUCAGGGAAGCCAUCACUAACCAAGAUUUAGUGGUGUAUUCUGGUCAUGGUUCUGGCAGUCAGUAUCUCCCAGGUGAGCUGGUUGAAGGACUUGAGUGUAAGGCAUUGGUCCUCCUCUAUGGUUGUGCUUCUGUACGUCUAGCACCACGAGGACGAAUUCCAGACCCUUGGGGAGUUGUGCUCAACUACUUAAUAGCUUAUAGCCCAUGUGUAGUAGGAAUGUUGUGGGAUGUUACGGACAAAGACACGGAUGUCCUCACUCGGGGAAUGAUUCGAGCAUUGCGUGGUGAAGAUGGUGAACCAGGUACUCCCUUGGCCACACCUCCCUCGGAUAUUGCUCUUUUGGUCGCCCGAUCGCGUUUCCUUUGCCGCUGGUACCUCACUGCUGCAGCACUCACAGUAUACGGUCUGCCACUGCAUGUUAUUGACAAAUCUUGUGAAUAACAUUUAAGACAGGUAUAUAUCAUUUUCGAAUGGUACAGUAUUAUAUCUUUGAAUCAUGUAUAACUUGAUCAAAACUCAAAGUAUGUUGUAUUUGUAUUCUUUUGAAGGAACAAACAUGUAUGUCACUUGCUUUGACAAUAAUCAGCAUAGAGAACAACACAGUUGCCAUGUCUAAUCUUAAUACUGUAGUAACUCUGGUUCUUCUGAAAAUGUAAUGUAAAUGUAGUACUGUACUACAGGCAUGAAUAUCUACAAUAGAUUUCCCUAUUUUAUAAUAAUCUUAAGUACAGUAUUGUAAUUUUUUGGUGAUUGGUAUAUAUUUCUUAUGUAAUUUCCAGGACUCUUGCCUUUAGAAAAUGAGUAGGAGCCAUGAGGAGGAUUCGAACCUAUGCUCUGGGUACUCCUAUGCAAGUGUCUUAGACCACUACACCACAACAUGGUCAAAAUAAUUGUAACCUGGGAUUCUUUUGAUCAUGUUGGGCAUAGUGGUCUAAGGCAUGUGCUUGAGAGUACCCAGAGCAUUGGUUCAAAUCCUCAUCACAGGUCCCACUGAUUUUGUCAUUGAUACGUCACGUUAAAGAGAUUGUGCACACUUGCCCUAUUAACAACUCGGCAUGAGUGCCAAUAAAUCCAAAAGUAAAGUACUGUAUUUUGAUAAAUUAAAGAGAGGAGAUACCUUAUAAUACAGUAGUACCCACACUGGCCCUGGUGGGGUUAUUUGGGUACUUUUUAUCACCAUCUCCACUUUGCUUAUAGCACUUGUAGUAUAUAUUGUAUUUAUUGAAACAAUUUCAAAUUGUUUAGGUAAAUAUAUAACAAUUUAACAUAUUUAGUGAUACAACAUGGAGUUAUGGAAAAUAUAUUUGUAUAUGGGUAUUAAAUGAAAUAUUAGACUAGAAACUUUUAUUGAAGUACAAAAUCCAUUAUAAUAUAGAGAAUAACGUGCUCUUGUGGUGGUGCUUGUACUGCUGGGAUAUGUGGGAGAUAUAGCUAUAGCUAUCUUUCUGUAUACUAUCUUUAUAUAUUUCACUGAGUACAGAAGACUUAGCACAUCAUUGGUUUGGAAAACAUGGAUUUAUUGAGUUGCCUUUCAUAUUUAUUAUUUUAAACUGCAUUAGAUUAUAUAUAUCUUAUAUUUUAGUAUGCCACUCACCUAAAAUAGCAAUGCUUAUAUACCAAAUCAUAAGUAGAAUCAUUGUAUAUAAUGUAAAAUAUAUUAAAGAAUGACACCUUAGGAAAAAAAUAUAUUUUAUACAAGAUUAUUUAACAAUAUAGUUGUUCAGCUAUUGUCUUUUCUUUUUAUUGUCCAUGGAUUAAAUACAUAAAU